Messenger RNA from Peniophora sp. CBMAI 1063, 231 nucleotides. Lineage: Eukaryota; Fungi; Basidiomycota; Agaricomycetes; Russulales; Peniophoraceae. The record is from the annotation of a GenBank genome assembly.
AUGCACUCCGCCCGUGUGCUCUUUGGCGUUAGUUGCGCACGGUUCACAGUCAAACUGUCUCCAUGUCCGAACCCGAACCCUAUGCAAGGACCGGCUCGCGCACAUCGUAGAGUACGCGUGCCUUCUUGGGUCACUGAUCUUGGUCUCAUCAAAGAACGCGUAUAUCCGCCCUUACCCGCUGCGUACAUGAGUCGGGCUCGGACCCGCGCCGAACAAGCCGCGUCCAACUAG